Molecule: messenger RNA, 351 nt
Organism: Exophiala oligosperma
Lineage: Eukaryota; Fungi; Ascomycota; Eurotiomycetes; Chaetothyriales; Herpotrichiellaceae
Product: small nuclear ribonucleoprotein Sm D3
Exons: 3
Coding region: 1-351 (116 amino acids)
Biological process (GO): spliceosomal snRNP assembly; RNA processing
Cellular component (GO): commitment complex; catalytic step 2 spliceosome; U2 snRNP
Molecular function (GO): RNA binding
Source: RefSeq, a predicted model, not a curated record
AUGGGAAAAUUACAGUCUACAAUCGGUAUCCCCAUCAAAUUGCUUAAUGAGGCACAGGGACAUGUUGUGACUCUAGAACUCACUUCUGGCCAAGUCUACCGUGGAAAACUCAUUGAAGCCGAGGACAACAUGAACGUUCAACUCAAAGACAUCACAGCCACAGCUCGCGACGGCCGAGUAUCACAUCUCGACCAAGUCUACAUUCGAGGCAGUCAUGUGCGCUUUUUCAUCGUUCCCGACAUGUUGCGAAACGCUCCGAUGUUCCGAUCACGAGGCACAAGAGGUCGCGGUGUUGGUUUGGCUCGAGGUAGGGCUACGGUGAACAGAGCACGGGCUGGCAGACGAGGUUGA